Messenger RNA from Strongylocentrotus purpuratus (purple sea urchin), 3819 nucleotides. Its product is annotated as zinc finger protein 813-like. The transcript is spliced from 3 exons. Lineage: Eukaryota; Metazoa; Echinodermata; Echinoidea; Camarodonta; Strongylocentrotidae. Gene Ontology annotation, molecular function: chromatin insulator sequence binding. Gene Ontology annotation, biological process: regulation of transcription by RNA polymerase II. Gene Ontology annotation, cellular component: chromosome. The record is from RefSeq and is a predicted model, not a curated record. The coding region runs from base 55 to 2460 and encodes 801 amino acids.
UGUUGCAUGUGCCUGUUGUAAAUAGAAAACAACAAACACAAGACGGAUGAUACAAUGUCGGCGCAGAACCCCGAUGACAACGAUGUUGCUGCUCCUGUGCUUCACCGCGCAGAAGAGUCACUUGCCAAAAACAAAGGGACGUUCAAUGCAGACAGAGCACGAAUGAGGUGUUCAGUCAACAAGUCUAGCCCUGCCACAGGCACACAGCAUGGGGAUGAGCUUACCGAAGCACUGGACCUUACCCAGCCCCCGCAGCGAAAGGAUCACCUAGGCAGCCUCAAACAUGGAAUGCUUGACAGCAAAGGAUCAAAACAUUUUGAAGAUCAACAAAAUGGCCUUGAUGAAGUUACAGACAGCCCCUUGCGUACAACGCUCACUAUCAAACAAGAAAAUAAUCUGGAAGGCUGGGGUGAAGAACAAAAUGACCUUGAUGAAGUUCCAGGCAGCCCCUUGCAUAUAACGCUCAACAUCAAACAAGAGACUAAUCUGGAAGGCUGGGUUGAAGAACAAAAUGACCUCGGUGAAGUUCCAGACAGUCCCUUGCAUACAACGCUCAACAUCAAACAAGAGACUAAUCUGGAAGGCUGGUGUGAAGAACAAAAUGACCUCAAUGAAGUUCCAGACAGCCCCUUGCAUCCAACGCUCAACAUCAAACAAGAGACUAAUCUGGAAGGCUGGGGGGAAGAGAUUCAUCGAAAGCACCCACCACUACAAGAAGAGAUUCCCCACCGCCCUCUCCACAAGACACUAACAACAAACAGACGUAAGCAGCAUGUCCAAAGGGACAAGUUUGGUCAGGUGCAGUAUCAUAGAAACGAUCCUCUAGUUCAAGGGGAGGUUCCCAGCUGUCCUCCGCACAGGUCAGCCAAAGCCAAAGGGCACCAUCAAGAUAAAGAUAAAGACCUUGAGGGAGAUCUAAGUCACCACCUGCAAAGGGACACCGUUGACAGUCCCCUGCUGAAGAUACCCAAGGUCAGAACCAAAGCAACACAUUUUCAGGGCCAAAGCUCUGGAGUGGCCAGAGAUCAGAUCUUGCAAUCUAGCUACACACACAGAAAAUUGAGAAUUCCAAGACUUGACAAAAUUGUGAACAAAUUGCGAACUGUGAACGAAUCCAAGGAAGCGUCAAGUUUAGUACCUGAUAAAGACUCCUUCCUUCUCGGCGCUGAUGUGAAUGUUAGUGCAGAGGCGUCCUCCAGCAGUAGAGCGACAAAGGGGAUGCUAUCUGGUGGCUCUACAGAUGCAGACAACUUUCUUAAUCCUGCCCCACAUGGGCACCGGAGCCAACCAAGUGGCUUCCAUAGCAAAGAGAGGGUCGGAGCAUCUAUAUCAAGCAAAAAGAAACACCGUUCUAGAAACAUGCCUCUCGUAAAGAAGACUGAAAAAUCUGUUGAAAAUGAUCUAUUGAAGAAGAGAUGUUUGGUGGUGGAGAACCUGGUGGUGGGGGAAGCCUUUGUUGCUUCUGCUUCUGCUGGUGGUGAUCUUGUCCUUGAGAGGGCGUUGCCUCCUGGGCAGCAGUGUGCCUUGUGUAAGGAAUAUGUUUCUCAUGCAAGUCUCAACAGCCAUCGAUGUAAGGUGGGUGUCUCAGGGACAAAGCAGCCUCUUCUCGAUGGAGAGUUCUCAGGUAAAUCUCAUAACCAGAAAUCCUAUCAGUGCAAGGUGUGUCAGAGACCACUAACUGAGGACAAUGGCGAUGGUACGAAGCGACUCGUAUGUAGGGAAUGUGCAGGACGAAUGGACCAAGGCGAGAGUGUCGAUGUCUCAGGGGAUGUAGUCCGGGGCAUUCACCAAUGUGAUCGAUGUGAGCAAUCCUUCAGCAGUCGCUCAGGUCUUAGCCUACACUUACUGAGUCACGUCGAAGUCAAGAUGCACGAGUGUGACGAGUGCGACAAGACUUUCAAAACACAAGGCAAGCUGAGGGUACAUAAACGCAUACAUGCUGGGCAGCCUCCACACCAGUGUCACAUCUGCGACCGGACCUUCGGUAAAGGCAACACCCUCGUUUGCCACAUGAGGACACACAGUGGGGAAAAACCUUUCCAAUGCGACCUUUGCGAUAAAUCCUUCACACAGAACAGCGCGCUCACGGUUCAUAAACGUAUCCAUUCGGGCGAGCAGCCCUUUAGUUGCGAGCUCUGUGGCAAAAACUUCCGGGAUAAGAGCAAUCUUCGUAGGCACGUUCGCACCCAUAGCGGAGACCAACCGUUUGAAUGCACCGUGUGUGGCAAGCGCUUCAGCACCAAGGACCACAUGAACACGCAUUUUCGCAUUCACACCGGGGACAGGCCAUACCAUUGCAGCAUGUGCGACAAGGCAUUCACACAGAGUAGCACACUUGUUGGUCAUAUGAGGACACACACGGGAGAGCUCCAGCUCAGGUGCGAUGUAUGUGGCAAGAAAUUUAAGGACAGGAACAGCUAUUCUACCCACAUGAAACUACAUGCUGAAGACAGCAAUUGAAAAUCUACAUUUUCCAGCACUUGAAAACUGUGCCCAUUAUUUUUGUUACCGAUUACCCCCUUUCCAAUGCAUGUUAGUUCUGAAUCUCCUUCCCCAACCCCCCCCCCCCCUCCUCCUCUCUAAAAGAGAAUUACAUGUAUAUAUUGUAACAUCCUUCCUUUAGUUUGCUACCCAUCCCUUUUUCGUACAAUGAAAAAAUCAUGCAUUUGGUCCUUCCCCCCCCCCCCCAUCCCCCCUGCUCCCAUCCCUCUUCAAUUGAACACCUUAGUCAGUAGCUCUAGCUCCUUUUCUAUCCCCCUUUCCCCCUCCCUAAUUCGGAAUUCCUCAGGAAAUUGUAUACUCCAGAGCUAAGAUAUAUACUAUAGUGUACAUGUAUUUUUUGUGAGUUUGGGCUAUUCUUGAAAUAUCCUAGCAUUGACUCUCAAAAGCAUGUAGAAUAUUAUUGCAUCAAUUUAAAAAUGAUUCCACACACAUUAAAUCCACACUGUAUUAGGAGCACUACCACAAAAAUCCCCUGCAGCAUCAUCUCAGGUCAGCUGUAGCAGUAUGGUCCUGUAACUCGCUGCUUCCCUCCCUGCGCUGUUGGAUCUCGCAUCAAGUCCUCUGUCUGCAAAGUGGGAGUUACUAAUGGUUUACGCACUGUUGGCAAGUUGACCAUGAGAUGGCACUAGGGGAUAAACAGUACGAUAGGGCAGGAAGUUAAUAAGUUCUGUAUCACUUUAAAGCCUGUCUGUGCUAGUUAAGCCAGGAGGGAUAAUACCACCCAGCGUAGUCACUGACAGGUUAUCUCAUCAACUCGGCUCUCAAUUAACAUAAGAAAAAUAGGAUCAUGUGGGACCAACAGGCACCACUUCGGUAUUGUUUUCUAUAUGGAGGGAGCAAGUAGCUUCAAAUAGUGCAGUGGGGCUUUAAGGCACAUAUGUAGUUUGGGUAUUUGUAGAUGGCUCACAAGGCUGACUGACGAUGUUGAUCUCAUAGGCUCUUUAACAGAUUUGUUUUAAAUUACACCAUACCAACAAUUUUUAAUCUUCACUAAUGUAUCUUGCCAUUUUGUUGGUUCUGUUGGAACUGUCUUCUUUUCUGUAUUUUCUUUCUAUAUCUGUACAUGUAUUGUAAUAUUUGUAAAAACAUACUGGAUUGAAUGCACCAUCAUGAGGAACAUUAAAACCAUACCAGACAGGAAUGCUGAUUUGAUCUGCUUUUUAACCCCCCCCCCCCCCUAGAUUGGUAACACUUGUAUUGUAUGUUGAUCUGUUAUUAUUACAAAUACAAUGAAUUUAUAUCAUGAAAAGCAUACAUAGAACAAUGUAAUGAAGUUGACAUUCUUUUUCAGGGUAUUUUAGAGUUUUAUUAUGAACU